GGAUGAUUUUUUGCCUUGAAUCCCCACCAUGGCACGUCUCAGCGCUUUUGGUAGUUUGGUUUUCCUGAUCAGUGUUGUAGUCUUGCCUACUGGCGUUUUGUCGCUGUGGCCCGUCCCAAGAGCGCUCGACACAGGAUACACAGCUCUGAAACUCUCUCCAUAUUUUAACUUCGAGCUCGACGUCUCAAGCCCACCUUCAGAUCUAGUUCAAGCCGUAGAACAAGCAAAGUACUAUCUUAAGAAUGACAAGCUUGGGCGUCUCGUCGUUGGCCGGGGAUCGUCUGAUCAAUCCACUGUUGACCAAGCACAGAGCCUGUCGACGCUGACGCUGGCUCUCACUGAGGGUGCUGUUGUAGAAAGUAUCUCGACAGAAGCUGUAAAACCCCUCGGAACUCGAAGCGAAGAAUACAUACUUACCAUUCCGUCUGACGGCUCUGCUGCGUCCUUGACAGCAAACUCGACGUUGGGCCUUUACCGCGGUUUGACAACUUUUGGACAACUCUGGUACUACUACGAUGGAGUUAGCUACACCAUAGAGGCACCCAUUGCCAUCACCGACAGUCCUGCUUAUCCCUACCGAGGAUUCUGUCUCGAUACUGCCAGGAACUAUUAUCCCGUGUCAGAUUUGUUGCGCACCCUCGAUGCCAUGAGCUGGGUCAAGAUCAACACCUUCCACUGGCACGUCACUGACAGUCAGAGUUUCCCACUCGAGGUUGCCGAGUACCCAGAAUUGGCUACAUAUGGGGCUUACUCCCCAGAAGAAGUAUACACCGCCGAGGACGUCCAAUAUAUUGUUUCUUACGCUGGUGCACGUGGCAUCGAUGUUCUCUUGGAAAUUGAUACUCCCGGGCAUACUGCUAUCAUAGGUGCCUCGCACCCUGAAUACAUUGCCUGCUUUGAUGAAUCCCCAUGGGCUACUUUCGCCAACGAGCCGCCAGCUGGCCAACUUCGUCUUGCUUCACCCGAAGUCACCAACUUUACCGCCAACUUGAUUGGUUCUGUUGCAAAAACCUUACCUUCCUCCUUAUUCAGCACAGGUGGAGACGAGUUAAAUACUAAUUGCUACACCCAAGACUACAUAACCCAGCAGGAGCUUAAUAGUACUGGAAUGACAUUGAAUGACGCUCUCAACGUCUUUACACAAGCUACUCACAGUAUGCUGAUCUCUGAAGGAAAGACUCCUGUUGUUUGGGAAGAGAUGGUACUGGACUGGAAUUUGACGCUCUCUAACGAUACUGUUGUCAUGGUAUGGAUCUCUUCCGAUGACGCUGCAGCCGUUGCUGCGAAGAACUUCCGUAUGGUCCAUUCACCAUCAGAUUAUUUCUAUCUCGACUGUGGUGCAGGUGAAUGGAUCGGUGACGAUCCCAAUGGAAAUAGCUGGUGUGAUCCUUUCAAGACAUGGUCUCAUGCAUACACGUUCGAUCCUCUUGCCAACUUGACUGAAGCUCAGUAUGACCUCGUACUUGGGGGUCAGCAACUCUUAUGGUCCGAGCAGUCUGGCCCUCAGAACCUCGAUUCUAUUGUCUGGCCGCGUGCAGCAACCUCCUCCGAAAUUUUCUGGAGUGCAGCUCAGCCAGGCGGUGCAGCUCUCAACGUUACCGAAGCCCUUCCCCGUCUGCACGAUAUCAGGUACAGAAUGGUUCAGCGUGGUGUGAAUGCUAUCCAGUUGCAGCCCCAAUGGUGUGCUCUGCGUCCAGAUGCUUGUGACCUGUACGCAUGAGUACUCUCGCGAGUGAUGCACAAUGUUAUAGCUUGCUUGCUGUAUGCCGUGCGUCAGAUAGAGCUCCGUUGGGACUUUUCUUGGGUUAAUGAACAAUUCACGGACAUUCAUUUACGGUUGUCAUGAUGUUAUGACAUAUU
Serpula lacrymans var. lacrymans S7.9 is the source of this 1860-nucleotide messenger RNA. RefSeq names its product glycoside hydrolase family 20 protein. Gene Ontology annotation, biological process: carbohydrate metabolic process; glycosaminoglycan metabolic process. NCBI's taxonomy places the organism in Eukaryota, Fungi, Basidiomycota, Agaricomycetes, Boletales, Serpulaceae. The transcript has 12 exons. Gene Ontology annotation, cellular component: membrane. The coding region runs from base 29 to 1720 and encodes 563 amino acids. Gene Ontology annotation, molecular function: beta-N-acetylhexosaminidase activity. The record is from RefSeq and is a predicted model, not a curated record.